Molecule: messenger RNA, 1427 nt
Organism: Pseudonaja textilis
Lineage: Eukaryota; Metazoa; Chordata; Lepidosauria; Squamata; Elapidae
Biological process (GO): cell adhesion
Molecular function (GO): integrin binding
Source: RefSeq, a predicted model, not a curated record
CUUUUAUUCCAUUUAUCAAGUUUGACUCUCUGUUCAUCUGACAAAGUGAGCGGUCUUUUGUGCUUCAAUUUUUGGUCCCUCAAGCUGGUUAAAAUGACAACUGUUCUGCUUCAGAUCAUGGCUGUCCUUCUCGUCUUCUGGGUGACUCCUAUGCGCUCAUGUGAAGUCAGUAUCCAUCCCAAAGUAAAUGCUGUGAUGUUUGGGGCUUCUUUGAAUUUGACAUGCACAGUUUCAUGUAGCAACUAUACUGAACUGAGAUGGGAAGUGGCUCUUCCGUUUGUGCUCAAGAAGGGACAUGGUUGGAUUAAUCUGUAUAUAGCCAGUGUGACUGAAUGGACACUUCCACUGUCGUGUUUAGUUAAUUAUGGAGACUUUAAUCAAACCUACACCAGGGAAGUAAUUUAUGUUUACGAAUUCUCUACGCCAGUUAUAUAUCCAGUUUCUGAAGUUCUGAGUGGUCACUUGGAAAAAAUCGUGUGCAACAUUUCUAGCCUGAAGGUGAGGGGCUCCCUCCCAACUCACAGCAACAUUUCUCUGAGCAGAGGUGGUAAUAUCCUGAACAGCAGCCAUGGAAAACCAUCAGUGGAGUACAAUUUUGUGCCUAAUGUAGAGCAGGAUGACGGGGCUGAGAUCCUCUGUGAGGCCAUCCUCCUGUUGGGUUCACAAGUGCUGAGAAAAAAUGCAAAUCAAACACUGAAAGUUGUGGCUAGCCCUUAUAAUGUCAGCAUAUUGGCCACUCAUGGGACUUAUAAAGUGGAUACAAAAAUUAUGGUGACAUGUAAUGCUAAAGGAAAACCCAAUCCAGAAUAUUCCUGGGAACUUCCCUCCAAAGUUAAUGUGGAAUUCUCAAAUAGCAACAAGACUGUAACAAUUACGUCAGCAAAGGAAUUCCACAAUGGGACUUAUCGUUGCCUAAUACGUAAUGUUUAUGGCAAGAAUUCAGCACAGAUUGACAUUGUCUUUGAAGGGAAGUCUCGCAACUGGGUUAUAGCCCCGGUGAUAACAAUGUUAGUAUUGGGCUUAAUUAUCAUUGGUGGAGUCUUUUACUUUUGCCGAAAACGACCACUUUAAGAGAGGACAGAUCAGGAUUCCUUUGGGAUGAAGAGGCAGAAUUUGCAGGGGAUCCCUUUUGAGCUACAGCAGAAGCCAGAAUGAGAAGGAAUCCUAGUUCUCAUUCCCAAGUCUACACAGCAACAGAGGCAGAAUUUGGAUAAUCUCCUCCAUGGUGCCUGAUCUACAUUCAGCCGCUGCUGAAACAAGAAAAAGUUCCUCUGAGCCGCUGAGGACUGUUAUAGGAACUGCAACAUGUGCCAAACCAAAGCAAGAUACCUGUAUCAGAUAGGAGAUUCAGCUACCUGAGUGCAUUACCUGAGUUGGAAAUAGGGAAAAAUGUUUCCAGUUCUUAGAGCUGAGCAUCAUUAUAUAUA